Molecule: messenger RNA, 1304 nt
Organism: Misgurnus anguillicaudatus (oriental weatherfish)
Lineage: Eukaryota; Metazoa; Chordata; Actinopteri; Cypriniformes; Cobitidae
Source: RefSeq, a predicted model, not a curated record
GAUUGUAACAUUUCGUUUGACACGCGCUUCGAAUCAUCGAUUCGAGCAAAAGAUUCUAAAUAGAUUUCAAAAUGUUUUGAAGCUUUGUGAAGUAUCGAUUCUAGUAAACUGUUUACAGAUUCUUUGAGAAGCUGCGCAGAUCGAUCGACAUAUGACAUCACAGUAUUGCGAGAGCGACUCGAAGGCACAGCUCUCGCGGUAUUUAUUAUGUCAUAUGCCGAUCGGUCUGCGCAGCGCCAGAUGAAGUCGCAAACAAGAGCGUUUCGAAUCAGUCCAGUGUCUUUAGUCGGUGGACGAUUUUGGUUCUCAGCAAGAUGUUUGAUGGCUUCCUGAUGGAGACUUGUGUGGACUCAGUCGAGUCAGCCAUAAAUGCAGAAAGAGGAGGUGCUGGACGUAUUGAGCUCUGUUCUAACUUACUGGAGGGAGGAACAACGCCCAGCACAGGUCUUUUGCAGAUCGUCAAAGAGAAUGUGAAGAUUCCAGUGUAUGUUAUGAUUCGACCCCGCGGCGGGGACUUCUUGUACUCAGACUGGGAAGUAGAGGUGAUGAAGAAAGACAUCGAUCAGAUGAAGAGACACGGGGCAGAUGGGCUAGUAUUUGGAGCGCUGACAGAAGAUGGACGUGUGGACUCUGAGCUUUGCAUGGAACUUAUGGCAACUUCUCGACCUCUACCAGUUACAUUUCACAGAGCAUUUGAUAUGGUCCAUGACCCAGCGGUUGCCCUGGAAGUGCUUGUCUCUCUGGGCUUUGAGAGGAUUCUGACCAGUGGUUGUGACAGCUCUGCACUUGAAGGUUUACCUGUCAUUAAACGACUAGUUGAACAGGCAAAAGGCAGAAUCAUCAUAAUGCCAGGUGGUGGAAUCACUGAACGAAAUCUUCAGAGGAUUCUUGAAGGUUCUGGAGCUCAAGAGUUUCACUGUUCAGCUCGAUCCAGUAAGGACUCCACUAUGAAAUAUAGAAAUGCAAACGUGAGAAUGGGAGGCUCUCUCUGUGUACCAGAAUAUGAAAUAAAAGUGGCUGACGUGGUUAAAGUGCGUACACUGAAUGCCAUUGCGAAGAACACUCUCUAGGAUAUCCUAUAAGAAUGUCUUUUUAUUUAUUUCUUAACUAAAUCAAACAAUGUCCUGUAGACUCUGGUUAUACUUUUGUAUAUAUACACGGGUAUUUUCAUGCCAGAAAGGUUUUGUAAGAACUGUAAAUUAGUGUCUGUGUUGAUCUCUGUCAAAAUCAACAGCACUGCUUAACUUUUUUGCUACUUUUGACAUCGUCAGCGGGUUUAUAAUAAAAUCUCCCUGUACCCUUGA